CACACACACACAAAACAGGUUCAUAGAAGGAAACAACACAAAAUGAAAGUGAAAAGAUUUGAGUCACGCAUUCUACACGCAUGUCUGCCUAAAGACAAGACGAGUGAGAGAGCAACAGCAGAGUUUGUGUUGUGGCCAGCCCUGCUCUUCUGUCAUCGUCACAGGAGACCGGGAAUCGAACCAAGGUCAGACUCGGAGCCUGAUAUAAAAGAACCAGACAAACCUGGAAGAGACAAGCGCGAAAACGACCAGAAGAAGGACAAGCAGGCCGGGGGAGAACGGAAGAGGGAGAGGCCUCCAACUCGGCCCCAGAACGACGGGCCGCUAGAAACUUCCAGAACCGGUAAACAUCCACAAGAGAGACACGCAGAAGAGAACAAGCACAGGGACCCUGCCGACACGGGGAAAGAGAGACGUACGGAGGCGCUGAGGAAGGAGACACACAUUCAAGACCAUCACAACAACCGACACGAGCAGGAAACCAAGACGGCCCGCCCGUCAGAGGAACACAAGGACAGGUGUCCGGAAGAACCCAGAAAAGACAGAGGUUCCGAGGACGAGCGGAGAGAGAGACACGCGGAGGCGUGCAGGAACGAGAGACGCUCGCACGAGACACCCAAAGAGAGACCCGCCGACAACCACAAAUGGGUGUUUGAGAGGAGAAGUGUGUUGGAUGGGAACAUUCUGUACCCCUCCCGGUACCCCUCUCCUCCCCGGACCCCCCAUCCCCCUCGCCCUCUUCCUCCGGUCAAACGUCCGUCCGUGGAGGUGACCAGAGAGAGGAAGGACUCCACGGACUCUCUGCCCUCCUCCCGUCCUCCCCGUGCGCACCCCCCCAAGUCCACCUCUCCUCCGCCCAGACGGCCUUCUCUGGAGGUGAAGAAGGAGAGGAAGAAAGCUCCGGACCCCAACGCCCCGCUUUCCCCUCUUCCUCUUCACCUUCAUCCUCCACCUAAGCCCUCCUGCGUGCUGGAGGUCAGGAAGGAGAGAAAAGGGCCCCCGGACCCCAAUGCUCCUUUCGCUCCUCUUCCUCUUCAUCUCCACCCCCCGCCCCCCACGAAGCGCCUGUCGGUGGACGGAAAGAAGGAGAGAAAGGAGACGUCCGAAUCCAGACCCGUUUCUCAGAAGAGCCCGUGUGACCACGUGAAACACGACAGGAAAAACUCAUCAGAGAGCAAAGCACCCAAAGUAUCGUCUGUGGAAGCUAAGAAAGAAAGAAACGACUCAUCUGAAUCUAAACCACAAGCUCCUAAACGGUCGAUUGUGGACGGCAAGAAAGACAAAGACAGGAAGGACUCGACGGACUCCAGGCCUGGACAUCCAGUCAAAAGACAUUCAUCGGACUCCAAACCAGACAGGAGGGAGUCCACUGACUCCAAGAAAGCUGUAUCCCCACCGGCUAAGAAGCUCUCUGGUGACAGAAGGGAAUCGCAUGGCUCCAAGUCCUCCCCCUCCGCCACUCUGCAGAGGAAGGCCUCCACCGACAGUAUCGAACGGAGAGUAAAACCAGACACCCCCAGGUCCCCCACCACCCCGACCAGCCCCAUGUCUCCCUCCUUAUGCUCGGCAGGGGGUCCGCUGUCCCCUCGCCUGGCCACGGGGGACUCCGUCAGGGACAAGUGCAUCGAGAUGCUGGCGGCUGCGCUGCGUACAGACGAUAACUACAAAGAAUUUGGGACGAACUGUGAUGCCAUGGCUGCAGAGAUGGAAGACCAUAUCUACCAGGAGAACCGAGCCACGGACAUGAAGUACAAGAACAGGGUCCGCAGCCGCAUCAGCAACCUGAAGGACCCCAAGAACCCAGGUCUGCGGAGGAACGUUCUGGCAGGAGGCAUCGAGCUGAGCCGCUUCGCUGUCAUGACUGCCGAGGAGAUGGCCAGUGAUGAGUUGAAACAGCUGAGGAACGUGCUGACCCAGGAGGCCAUCAGGGAGCACCAGAUGGCCAAGACAGGAGGCACCUCCACCGACCUUCUGCAGUGCGGAAAGUGCCGGAAGAAGAACUGCACCUACAACCAGGUCCAGACCCGCAGUGCUGAUGAGCCCAUGACCACCUUUGUGCUGUGUAACGAGUGUGGAAAUCGCUGGAAGUUCUGCUGAUGUUGUGCUGCUGCAGCCAGGAGUCUGGGAGGUCAAAGGUCACCUUAUCUGCCCCGAGGGAAUUCUGUCUUGGACAUUGCCCAUCACACAGAACAAUAACAUUGCUUUUUCUAAAGGGAAAAGGGGAAUAAUGGAUGAUGAAUCUUUGUGUUAAGUGAUUUUACACAAAAAAACAGUGUUUUGAGAUACUUGCAAUUUAUACUUGACUUUUUAAGAUUGGUAAGCAUGAGAUUUAGACUGGGAUUUAAUUCAUGUUAACAUUGUCAUGGGCUGGGUGGAGGGGUGGGUGGAGGGGUGGGUGGAGGUGUCUGUGCAGGUGGGUGAUUGAGUCAUUGAUGUAUCCUGUUGAAUCACAAGCUACACUAAGGUGCUUAUGUUGUUAAACGCUGAUAUAAAUUUCACUAAUAAAAAGCUGAUUUUA
Messenger RNA from Osmerus eperlanus (European smelt), 2518 nucleotides. It is a transcript of the gene tcea3, whose product is annotated as transcription elongation factor A (SII), 3. The coding region runs from base 43 to 2097 and encodes 684 amino acids. The record is from RefSeq and is a predicted model, not a curated record. The transcript has 17 exons. Gene Ontology annotation, cellular component: nucleus. Gene Ontology annotation, molecular function: zinc ion binding; nucleic acid binding. NCBI's taxonomy places the organism in Eukaryota, Metazoa, Chordata, Actinopteri, Osmeriformes, Osmeridae. Gene Ontology annotation, biological process: transcription elongation by RNA polymerase II; DNA-templated transcription.